AUGGGGUCGUCGUUUCCCAAACAGCGAAACGCGUACCUCCUCGAAAGCCACACUCAAAAGGUGACAUCUGAAAAGACACCACACAACCCAAGCGACACGACGGGUCCGUACACCCUCUGGAGGCUUAGAAGCCCCUUCGCUCUUACAUCACUCGAUGCUUGGGGGGCAAGUGCACUAGCCAGCCGAGUUGCCAACUUGUCCUUCACCAAGCUGCCUACUCGGUACCACCCCCAUCUUGAAGCGAACAACCUGCGAACCAGUGGAGGCUCACCAAUCUCAUUGGAGAGAUCGUCACCGAUCCAAUCUCAGGGUGUUCCUGUUGCCUGCAGGACCCGUAGCAAGAGAAGGGUAGUUGGGAGUGGUUUGAGAAUGAGAGUGAAGAGGAGAAAGGUGGAUGGACGUGUUGUUGAUUUGAUUUGUUUGGAUGAUGAAGAGGGUCCAAGUGAGAAAAUUGAAUUGGGGUGUGGCGCUUUAUCUUCAUCCGGUGAUUUACUCGAGGAGGGUUUUGAGUAUUUGGGAGAGAGUGAUGAUGAUCCUGAAGAGGUGAUUGUUGUUGGUGACAGUGAUGUUGGGAGUGAUGAGGAAAAGGGGUUGAGGCAUUGUGAGAAGAUGUUUGAGGGUAAAGAAGAAAAGGAGUGUAAAGAGGAAAAGGUUAACUUUGAGGAUGAUGAGUACGGUGGUAGACGUGAAAAACCGGUUGUAAUGACGCGAAAUAGUGAGAGUGAGGGUGAAAGUUGUGGUUCAGAUGAAAGUGAUAGUGAGGAUGGGGAAACCAGUGAUGAGGAUUUUCGGGUUGAUGAUGAUGGGGUGGAGAUUGAAUGCUCGAGCAGUGAGGAGAGUGAUUCUUCUUGUGGUGAUGAUGAUGAUGAAGAUGAGGAUGAUGAGGAUGAUAGUGAUGAUAAUGAUAAUGAUGAUGAUGAUGAGAGGGGGGAAUACAACAAGAUAGUGAAGGAGAGGGUGAGUAAGGUGGAAAGUGGAUCUGAAAGUGUUGGGAUAGAAACAAAAUCUGACACAAAUCAAAUGCAAAAUAACUCAUCAGAAAAGAUGGUGAAGGAGAGGGUGAGAAACGUGGAGAGUGCAACUGAAGGCAGUGGAGUUUGGAGAAGAAGAAAAGUUGAAAGGAAAGAUAAUGAGCAGGUAGAUGAGGAGGAAGAGCGAGAGGAAUGGAUUGGUCCUGAUUGUGCUAGUGCGACCUCUUGUAAAUCUGCGUUUGCUAAGGAGGAGAGACUGAAAGCAGAAGAGAAGCAUGAAGCAAAGAGAGUUGAAAGUGUCAGUGCUGAUGCUGAAGUCUUUGUUGAUCACUUUCAAAAUUCUAGUAGUUCAACGCCUUCCGAGAAUGAAGCACUAAAUACAAGUCACCAAAGUGUGUCACUGCAGAAAGAGACCGGAGAUUCAGCUGUGGCCAAGAAGAGUGAGAAGAAUGAUAAUGUCCAUGCCAAUGCUAGUGUCUCUGUCGAUAUUGAAGAACAUGAUUCGGAGCCUGAAAGGGAGAUUGAUAUGUUGUGGGACGAAAUGGAUAGGAUGCUUCGAGAUGGAGAAACUGAGAUAGGAGAUCCACCUGUGGUCAAGAAGAGAAAUAAAAAUAAUAAUGCCAAUCCCAAUGCCAAUGUACAUGACUGCUUGAAUCUUGAUGAACAUGAAGGAAAAGGGCAUAAUCAUGCCAGAAGAAAAGGUGUGAGAAAUUUAUCAUCUUUUCAAAAAAUCCAAGAUAAGAUAGGAUAUUCAGCUGAAUAUGUAAUCAAGGAGGACAAGGGAAGGGCGCACAAAGAAUGGUUUAAUAGUCAUAAUCGUGAGAAGUUAAGAGUGGUGGAUGAUGACGAAACUAGAGACAGAUAUCAUGAAAUCCUAAGGAUGCCAUCAAGAACAAAGGACCAAGGUUUUAAAUUCUUUACUGAAUGCUUUUGGGGCAAGCAUGAUACUGUUAAAAAUGAUUCAAUCGAGUUCGAAGAAAAUGAUCAUGAUGUUGGUCAGAGUCAAACUCCCCCAUUAGUUUGUCGGGGUGAAAUUCCCUUGAAUUGGGACUUUAUGAAAGAAGAACCUAUUGAAAAAACAGAGUCUGAGAAGGAACUAGAUAUGUUGUGGGGUGAAAUGGAUAUGUUGCUUCGAGCAGAAGAAAUUGGGUUACAGGUUGGUAAUAUAGGGACAAAUGAAGCAAGCGAAAAUCCAGCCUCCCAUUGCAAGCAUGACACUAUUUUUAAUGAGGAGAUUGGGAUAUAUUGCAGAUGGUGUGGUUGGAUAGCUACGGAGAUCAAAUAUAUUACGCCACCAUUUGUGGAUUCUGAAAGAUCAGGUAGAAAGGGGUCAAACGGUGGAGCGAACACCCCACAAUUUGAUGGGGAUCUGUUUAAUGGUUCUGGAAAUGACUCAAAGGCAGUGUGGUCUCACGGCACAGUUUGGGACCUUAUUCCUGAUAUAAGACAAAGCUUGUAUCCUCAUCAACAAGAAGGGUUUGAGUUCAUUUGGAAAAACUUGGAUGGAAGCAUUGACCUUGCCAAGAUAAAGAGGGUUGGCCCGCCUUGUGAAGGUGGAUGCAUUAUUUCUCAUGCUCCUGGAACAGGAAAGACAAGGUUGACCAUGGUGUUUCUUCAGACAUAUUUGCAAGUGUUUCCAAAGUGUCUACCUGUUAUCAUUGCUCCUGCUAACAUAUUGCUUACUUGGGAAGAUGAGUUGAGGAAGUGGAACAUAGGAAUUCCAUUCCAUAACCUGAACAAUGCUGAUUUAUCAGGAAAAGAAUAUGCCAUAAAUAAAAUUGACUGGUCUGGCAAUCAACAGCAUAAUAAGGAUACCAUACGAAUGAUGAAGUUGUGUUCAUGGUACAAAGAAAAGAGCAUUCUAUUAAUCAGCUACAAUUUGUAUGAAAAGCUAGCAGGGGGAAAGUCUGAAGCUGAUGGUGAAAAAGAUAAGAAAAAUAGGAAGAUGAAAAAAGAGAAAAGUGCAGGGACUAGGGAGCACAUUGAAAAAAAUGCUUUGGGAGAGGUUCUGCGUGACAAACCUGGUUUGCUAAUUCUUGAUGAAGGGCACACACCAAGGAAUCAUCGUAGUUGCAUUUGGAAGGUUCUAUCAGAAAGUAGAACUCAGAAGCGAAUCCUUCUCUCUGGGACACCUUUCCAGAACAAUUUUAUGGAACUUUACAAUAUUUUGUGUUUAAUGAAACCAUCCUUUCCUGACAGCAUACCCCAAGAACUCAAGAAGUUUUGUCAAAGUAGACUAAUGCAUGACAGACAAGCUUCAAAAGAUGUGAAUUGGGAACCCGCUACUUCUGGAAAUCCAGCUGAUGAGAAAAUAAACCAGCUAAAAAUGCUGAUGACUCCCUUUGUUAAUGUUCACAAAGGUAGCAUUCUUCAGAAGAACCUUCCUGGCUUGAGAGAUUGUGUGCUGGUUUUGCAGCCAGAUGGUUUCCAGCAACAAAUGUUGGAGAGCAUUGAAUGUUCUCAAAAUGGACUGAACUUUGAACACAAGUUGGCCUUGGUCUCAGUCCAUCCAUCCCUUUUCCUCAACUGCUCUCUGUCAGAAAAAGAAGAAGCUGUCAUUGACAAGGAUCGGUUGGAAAAGCUUAGGCCAAAACCUUAUGGAGGGGUGAAAACCAAGUUUUUGAUGGAGUUUGUAAAACUUUGUGAUGCAGUUGAUGAGAAAGUCCUUGUUUUCAGCCAAUUCAUUGAUACCUUGUGCUUAAUUAAGGAGCAUCUUGAAUCCACCUUUAAUUGGUCUGUGGGCACGGAAGUGUUGUAUAUGUAUGGCAAGGUUGACCAAAAGCAAAAACAGUCCCUCAUUCAUAGCUUCAAUGAUGCAAAUAGCCAAGCAAAGGUGUUGCUUGCUUCUAUAAAAGCAUGUUCUGAAGGCAUUAACUUAACUGGAGCUUCAAGGGUUGUGCUUGUUGAUGUUGUUUGGAACCCCUCAGUUGAAAGGCAAGCUAUUUGCCGUGCAUAUAGACUAGGGCAAAAGAGGGUUGUUUACACUUACCAUCUUCUUGCACAGGACACCCCUGAAUUCACCAAGUAUUGUAAACAAGCACAAAAGGACCGGUUAUCUGAACUGGUUUUCUCAAAUAAAAAUGCUGAAAGUGAUAAGGUCAAGAGUUGUGGAGUAGAGUUUGAGGAUAAGGUUCUUGAUAUCAUGCUUCAGCAUAAAAAUCUUAAGGACAUGUUUGCUGAAUGUUUGCUACAACCAAAGGACAGAGAUUUGGAAACUGGCCCCCUAAUGCUCUGA
Cajanus cajan (pigeon pea) is the source of this 4206-nucleotide messenger RNA. Its product is annotated as SNF2 domain-containing protein CLASSY 4. The record is from RefSeq and is a predicted model, not a curated record. Gene Ontology annotation, biological process: gene silencing by siRNA-directed DNA methylation. Gene Ontology annotation, molecular function: ATP binding. NCBI's taxonomy places the organism in Eukaryota, Viridiplantae, Streptophyta, Magnoliopsida, Fabales, Fabaceae.